GCUUUCGAUUUGAAGGUGACACUGACUCGGCUGCAUACUGCUGCCACGUAAUUCCGUUACUUCCUGCAGGACAGCAUGACAGCAUGACAGACGAGCUGAACGCGUUAAGUGGAAGGUAGGGAAACCAGCGCUCGGUGUGUUAAAACGAGGAGAGUUAUUUAGCAGAUUCAAGUGGGGCUUGUUAAUGAGGACUUUAGUACCGCAGAGAGAGAGAGAGAGAGAGAGAGAGAUCCUCAUUGAUCCACAGUGUUGCAGCGCUGCGUUGCGGCGCAUCUAAAACUCCUCCCGGUCAUUGCGCGGACAUCAUGUGGCCAACAACAGACUGACAGACAAGCCGCUCACGGGGGGGGAACCCUAUAUAAGCUCUGCAGCUGUCAGGUGGAGGGCACUGGCUGCUCUGCACUAGGGGACGACUCGUUUCAUUGGGAAUUUACAGACAGACACUCAUAGAUCCACACUGUAAGAAUGUCUCACGCUUGGGGAUACGCAGCAGACAACGGUGAGGCGCUAAUUGCACGUACACAUGCUGUAUUAAUAACGCAGGGGUGACAUUUAAGAGGGGAAUGUGAAAACCAGUCAUACUAGCAGAGAGUGUGCAGGAUGAAUGAGAGCACGGGGCGCUGCAGAGAUUUCUAAUUAUGCGCAUUUUUGCUGAUUUUUAUGCGCGUUUGACGCACACCAACACCCCCAAAUGCGCAAUCGACCUCAUUUGAAACAUGUUUCUUUCAUGAAAACCGCAAUCUUAACUCCUAUCAUUUUCCAGGACCCGAAAAAUGGGCCGAUAACUUCCCAGUCGCCAAUGGACCCCGCCAGUCUCCCAUUGACAUCGUUCCUGGUGCAGCAUCCUACGACGGGGGGCUGAAGCCGCUCAACCUGAAGUACGACCCCUCCACCUGCCUCGAUAUUCUCAACAACGGACAUUCCUUCCAAGUGACCUUCGCAGAUGACUCCGACAGCUCAAGUUAGUGAGACAUUAAUAUUCUAUGACUUCAGGGGAGCCAACAGGGCUUCAUUUUAUCCAUGCAGAAUCAUAAUAAGAGAUGUGCAAUGAGAUAUUUCACCCUGCUUAUCAAAAAAAAUCACAUUUCUUCUAUCUACAACCAUAAUUAAAAUGCCUCUAGAUAUAUAUAUAUAAGAGAAGCUUUACACCUAAUGGACUCAGGUCUGCAGAUAAAAACGAUCAGAGUCCUGAUCCUGAAUUGCAGGAUGCAGCAACAUUCACUCAAAAUGCGCAUGAAGGUGUAAUGGAUGCUGCUUUGUUUGGACUCAGCAGCUCUGACAGACUUUAGGACAGACUGUGCAGCUUUAAUAUACAUUAAUGCAUUUAUUAGUUUUUCUAUAGAUUCAAGAUAGAGGGAUUUUUGAUCCAAAAGAUGAAAAAAUGUGUUUUUAAUCUAGAAAAUUAAGCCUAAAACACCCCAAUGCACUGUAAAACAAAUUUAGUUGUGUAAUUCUCAGUAUUUUUAUGUCAGCUCCACCCAUGUAAGAAUUUCUAAGAUUUCUAAUUUUAUAAUUUUUAUCAGUUUAAAGUCUCAUAAUGAAAUCGACCAAAAUAUUCAAGAUCGUUUCAUAUAUACUGAGCUGUGACGCCACAGGUUUGCAGCCCAGCCCUGAAUGAUAACAAAGCAUGGCGCUGACAUAACAACCAAACAAAGGAUCAGGCUCCUCUUUUGGUUUAAAUUUAUGCAAAUUCAUCUCAAAUUAAUCAAAAUUUAAACCUCUACUUCCCUUUUUCGGUGCAUUUUAAGAGAAUUUCAUAUUUGUUGGUGAUAAAAUGUCCUUUUUUCGUCAGUUUUAAAGUAAAAUACAUUUUGGUGACCAGGCUGAAGGGCCUCCAUUCAAGCGCCGAGCACAAAAGCAUGCACGUACUAAUUGAAUUGGUAAUGCAACCCCCUGUUAAACCUUUCCCACGCUAGCUCUUUUCUGCUGGAGCUGAGGUCAAAAUCACAAAAACAAGCCCAGGCCGAGUUUUAGUAUAAAACACCAGAUUUACCUCCUUUUAAAAGAAGAUGGAGGCUGUGUUUUUCCUGUUUUUUGUUAAGCUGCAUUCAUGGGAGAGAUAUAAUUGUUUGUGCUUCUUCGGUGUGACGGAUUUUGAAUGUUUUGAUUGUCGGUGAGCUGACUGAGAUAGAUAAUGACGAUUACGUAAUCUACACACAAUCACACGGAUUAUUUCUACUGGACAUGCAUUUGGGUGUAAAAUCAAAAUCACUUUUUCUAAGAAUGUGACCCAGAUAAGUUAGAGCCUCUUAAUUCUUCCUUUACUGCUCUAAUUUUCCACCGUGCCUCUCUAAAUAAAGGACAGAAUGAAUCUACGAGUCAGAGUCAUGCAUCAUGAAUGGAAAAGAUUAAUAUCACAUCCUUUUCUGUUUCCUAAUAAUCCCCGUAACACCAACACAACCUCAGAUUGCUCCUCGACCGGUUCUGCUCUGUCUUAUCACUAAAAGCUCGACUGUAAAGAAACAAAUAUCCUUCCAGGAGAAGGCAGUGCGUGUGUCAGAGUGUGUAUUCUGCAACACCACGCUAAAAAUAGCACAAUAUACGGGAUUAUCUGCUGCUGUUUCUUCAACUUUGUCAACUGCAAAUAGAUUCAUUAUGUAACUUUAAAAGGAGGCUUGAUGUUAACAAUACCUGGACACCGCUUCAGACUGAUUGUGGCGUUCGAUUUGACCGUCUUACAUAACAGGAACUGAGUCUGCUUCCAUGAAAAAGGAAGUCUGUCACCAUGACAUGAGUGUCUGUGUCUCUGUGUGCAAAACACUCACAUCUUACUCACCCUUGUUAAUCAGUUCCUUGUGUUUUUAUAGCUCUCUUGUUGUCAUUUUUAAUAAACAGUGGAAGCUGGUAAACUUCCAUUGGGAUGAACUGAUUUGUGUGUGUCUGUCUGCAGCUCUGAAAGACGGACCAAUCUCAGGGACCUACAGGCUCAAGCAGUUUCAUUUCCACUGGGGAGCUUCUGAUGACAAGGGCUCUGAGCACACUGUGGCUGGGACCAAGUAUCCUGCUGAGGUAACCAUACCCAGAGCGAACAUGAUAGCACACAAUAUUCAGAUUAAAGUGGCCAAACAAGGGCUGAACAUUUUAUCUCUACUGUAGCCGAGUGCUACAUGAGCGUAAACACAGUGAGGACUCAGAGCUGCCGGGUCAGAAGAAAAGGAUGUAAACAUGUCAGGGUUUGACAGGUUGGAAAAUUUGCAAGCGCCCCCUGAGUGCAGAAUGAGUCAUCAAAAAUUCAGUUUCCAGGGAGUAGUCGUCUCAGGGGUUUUAUUAAUAUUCACACACGCUGAGGCCUGUCUUCAAAAAUGGAAAUCAAACGCAGAUAUAUACUGAACUCUCUACUGCAAAGAUUCACAGUGAGAGAGACAACUGACUGACGAUCAGAGCAGGAUGUUUCAGACAAAAUCUGCUAAUAAGAAAGAUGUGCAUCUUUGUCUACAGGGGGCGCCAAAAGUGGCACAAGCCAGAAGUUCGUCCCCAGAAGGCGAAAUAUUUUUUUGUAGGACAGAAGGAGAAGGUCCCGCCCUCCUUCAUCUCUGAUUGGCUAGAAGUGAUGGGUUCCGAUUGGUUAUUCCUAAUGACUGUGAAAAGUCAUUGUCUGUCGAAUUAGGGUUAGGGUUAGCCAGCCCGCGUUUGGCUUGAGCCCGUUAUGACAUUUCCAGCUUUUCUAGCCAAUCAGAGGCGAAGAAGGCGGGACUUCCCCUACCAUCGUACAAAAAAGAAAAUAUCGCCCCCAGGAGUAUUAACCAAUUCCUAAAACUGACGCGUUUUCACAGUAACUUGUCUGUUUUAUCCGAAACACGUCUUAAGAAACUGCAUCUCACUGAUUAUUUCCACUAACUGCAACAAACCAAUACCAAUGAUCGACCAAUACACUGUCGUAUCCCUGAUAAUCAACACUAACAAGAGUUUUUUACAGUUAUAAAAUACACUAAUAUUCAUACUGAUGCAGGUUUAUGACACACAAAAGCAAACCAGACCAUUAGCGACAUGAUUUAACUUUUUUACACUCAAAUUUUUAAUGGUUUCCCCGUUAGAUGAACAUGAAUUUUACCAUCAAAUGUGACUAUUAUUGGGACAUUCCUGUGAGAGGACACCACAUAAGCACAUAAAGAACAAGACAAAACUGUUUGUCCACAAGGGGGCACCAAAACUGACACAAACCAAAAGUUCCUCACAGGAGCUUUAAGAGUACUGUUGAGCAUAUUUUUCAACAGGUCAGAUUCAUUUACUUGACGAUAAGCAAGAAAAUUGUGUCGUAUGAACGGAUUUGUUACCAAUUAGUUUUAAUUCAAUAAUUUUACUACUUUUUGAACCUAUAAGGAACCCAAAGUGUUUGAUCAAGUAAUUCAAAAUGUUUCUGUCUCCUCUCAUUUCUUCACGCGGGAUAAAAAUAUUCAAAAAUACAAUAAACAAAACUUUUAAGUUUAACAGACAACCUAAACAGAUGCCUCGGGAUAAAAGGUCAAGAUACCAAAAAACAACAAUAAGAUGACUCUGGAGGAGAUUUUGUUUCAAUAAUCAUCUGUUAUAUUUUUCAGCUCCAUCUGGUCCACUGGAACACUAAAUACCCAAGUUUUGGUGACGCUGCCAGCAAGCCUGAUGGUCUGGCUGUUGUCGGAGUUUUCCUGCAGGUCAGUAGCGUUACACGGAGUUUACACAUCUUUAAGUCGUAACACUGUUUUCCUCUGAUCAUGUGAUUUACCUCGAAUAUUUUGUGUGUUAUUCUUUUACAGAUUGGUGCUAAACAUGCCGGCCUCCAGAAGGUUCUUGACGCCUUUGACUCCAUCAAGUGCAAAGUAAGUUUCUGUAAAAACUGUGUUUGUUUUUAGACCCCUUUUAGGAUCAGGAUUGUAUGACUGACACUCUUUCUUGUUUCAGGGAAAGCAGACCACUUUCAAAGGCUUUGAUCCUUCCACCUUGCUCCCUGGCUGCCUUGACUACUGGACCUACGAUGGCUCUCUGACCACGCCCCCUCUGCUGGAGAGCGUCACCUGGAUUGUCUGCAAGGAGCCAAUCAGCGUCAGCUGUGAGCAGGUAUGUCUUCUCGCUGAGCUCAUUCAGCAAAAGCAGAGGGAUUGGCUGCAUGCCACCGGUCUAGAAUAGCCCUGUCUGCAAAUCCCCUCUUAUACUACGAGCGAAAAUCAAGGGCCUAAUUGUUCAGAUUAGCUGCACGGCUGUGAGGAGGAGAAGAAGACGCCUCUGUGUUAGGAGGAAAGGCAGUACAGAGGCCUUUACUUUCAAAAGGUUAAAAAAAGACACAAGAGAAUGAGGGCAAACACGAGUUCACACACACACACACAGACAGACGCUGGUGAGGUUGCCACACGGCGGUAUGUCUGCGUCAGUGUGUGGAAAGUUUACAGGAAAUGUUUGUCCCACAUGAACCACGCUCAGUGGGUGAAGAGAUGUACCUUCACUGUGUGAUUUCAUCCAUAUCAUACCUCCAUUUGUUGAGUAUUUACCUUGAAAAUACAGCCUAACCUCCCACUGUACUGGAUACAUGACCUCCAGCCACCUCUCAAUGUAAACCAACAGCCUCUCCAGGCAGGUUUGUCCUUGUGGUUAGAGUGAGUGGGCCGUGUGAAAAUUAACACAGCAUGGUCAAAUGUUUAUUUCAUGGCUGCGAGUAGGUGUCCCAAGAGUAAACAUGUGAGGAGUGUUGACAUAACCUUUAGACUCGGGGCCGUGUGAGGCUGCUCAGGGAGAUAAUGACGUGGAAGUAGUUGUGGAUUAAAAGGGAAACCAUUAAGUAAUAAGUACCAUAAGUUAAUGAUUGGGUAUCAGCUGACUGUGAGAGCGAAUGAGCGGAGUUAUUUCAUCCCAGUAGUUAAAAGUGAGUGUGUACAUGACACUUAAGGAGCUGAGGCUUCAAGGAUUCAUUCAUUAGCCAGAGUUAAUGACAAAUCUCAUAAAGCCUUCUUACUCCAGCCUGUGAACAAUGACUGACUCUUUUCUUUACAGCUAUUUUAAGGUGGAAAUAAGAGUUUUUUAGUGAACUUUAGAGUUGCUUUAAUGGGAUAUUCCGGCGUAAAAUUAAUUUAGGGUCAAAAUUAUACCAACUUUAGUAACGACCGCAGAUAGCAAUACAGAGAGCCACGCACUCGACCAAAACGCCACUCUAUAGCCACAAAUAAUGCUCAGAACAGCACCUAACUUCAUCAACAGGACAAAUAGGGUCCUAGCCAGAGUACUAGCCACCAAACAUCUUUUUAACUUUGCCGAAUUUCUUUAGCAAAGAGACUAAACACAACUCACCUACUCUCUUCCAGCAGUUACUUGUUUGUAGCGAGACCUCAGGCCAAUCCGUUAUGAAAAUUCAUUAAUAUGAUGAUUAUUACUUCAAGGAAAUGAUAAAGAAAUGAUCAUAAAUGUUCUUCCUUGAGCUGCGUAACCCCGCUGUAGUCCAUAAUGGACUUGCUACAAAUAAGCGGUCGUUACUAAAGUUGGUAAAACUAGAGAAGCAAGUGGUCGGCAAUAUUCAUCUCUUGAGGGGGUGUCUAACUCGGUGUUACGGUGUGUUUGACACUAAAUUAAUUUCACGCCGGAAUAUCCCUUUAAGUUUUCAAACUUUGGUCAGCGCUAACUGCUCACUUACUUUGUUAAACAGUCUUCGUUAAGCGAGCUGACUGCUGGCUCUAGCUUCAUAUCUGAUCAAACUUGACAAAAUGACAAAGUUUGUUUCCUAAAGUGUAAAAAUAUUCCUGACUUCAUUUCUCUGAUAAUCAAACUCGCUGACUCUGCGGCGAGACUUUGAUGCGUUCUGUGAGUGACAGUCACAGGAGGUCGGCAGCAGUGACACCACCGUCUUCUCUCUUUUCACAGAUGGCCAAAUUCCGCAGCCUGCUCUUCUCCGCCGAGGGUGAACCCGAGUGCUGCAUGGUGGACAAUUACCGCCCUCCCCAGCCGCUCAAGGGUCGCCCAGUCCGUGCUUCCUUCCAGUAAUGCCCCCUCCCCCUCUUUUGCCCUUUCUGCCCUUUUGCCCUCUCCCUUCCCCCCAACCUUUAGUCAAACGCCUGGAGUUACCUCUGUAGCAGUGAGCCACAAAGCACACAUAUCUCCCUCCGUCCAAUUUUGAAAAGAAAUUAAAUUCCUGUGGCCCGUUGCUUUUUACGCCGGGCUGUCUAACUGUGAGAUGGAGCUCUUGCAGGCUCUGUGUCUCCGUCGGUUUGUCUGUAAACCGGAAAAACUCGUCAUAAUUUAUUUUAUAAGUCAAACACUUCGCAGUGGCUUCAACACAUCAACUCGCGUUUAUCAUCUGGUGGCAGUUUUUUUUAAGAGUGUGUGCUAAAAUGACACUCAGAAAAUGAAGAUGAAUUAGUCACCAUGGUGCUCUGGAGGCAGCAGGAAGCUAGCCGAGCAGGCGGGGGGGGGGGGGAGGAGGAUGAAACUAUUUCCUCAUUUGUUUCGAGGGUAAGGUGCAGACACGGACGCACAUCGCCAGUCUGUCUCUAAUCUCCGACCGACUGCAUCGUAGCUGCUUAACGAAACGCUGCAGCCGCCGCCAUCACAAACGAUUGACUCAGAAAAUCCCCCUCUGGCACACGCACACACAAACUCACUCACACACAUGCACAGCUUUGUGCAGACAUGAUGCCUAUAGGCAGUGACCUGCUUCCUGAAUCCAGUGUAGACCAGCCAAGGACGUGAGGACAGAGUUUAGCCAGAACUGAACAUCUCCUCCGUUUUUAAUCUUCGGAUCUGUCGUGUUUGUCAUCCCUUGUUGUGUUUUUAUAAUUAUAGUGGAUUAUUUCGUAAGCCUGACUGCUUCUGCGUAGAAAGUCUGAUUCUGUGAUUCCUACAGUGUUUUGUUACAUAAAGAUCGUACAGCAAUAGAGAGGAAGGACCCUCUCCUUCAAAGUGAAUCCAAUGUGUAAAGACUGAACCUGACUGUGUCGAUGCUAAAGCUGAAAGUGCACACUCGCCGUGUCGUGAAUAAAUGCACAAAGCCAAGGCGGAAAUCACCCUGCCAAGAACGCCAAGGAAGGAGCGAACCUGCCAAUAGAUACGAUUACAGUGUCAGCCUGCUGUCAGGCCAUGUACUGAGAAGUAAUUAACUAAAGAUCGCAGAAGACGAGGUCCUGAAGUCCGAGGGUUUGGGCCCCGUUUGCACCUUUAAAUAAAAGAGAUGUUGUUGUUCAUGCAAUGUGUUUCCAGAAAGAUUGUAAUUAACUUAAAAAAAAGCAAAACGCCUUAUGCCAAUCAUUGUUAGGGCCGUCCCAUGAGUUUCUGUUGUUGUCAUUCUAUUUUGGAAGUGGACGUUUUACUAGUGGAAUAAAUAUAUUUUAUGACUAACGAGCC
Xyrichtys novacula (pearly razorfish) is the source of this 8298-nucleotide messenger RNA. The record is from the annotation of a GenBank genome assembly. Lineage: Eukaryota; Metazoa; Chordata; Actinopteri; Labriformes; Labridae.